Messenger RNA from Suhomyces tanzawaensis NRRL Y-17324, 2826 nucleotides. It is a transcript of the gene FLO8, whose product is annotated as Flo8p. Bases 266 to 2749 code for a protein of 827 amino acids. NCBI's taxonomy places the organism in Eukaryota, Fungi, Ascomycota, Pichiomycetes, Serinales, Debaryomycetaceae. Gene Ontology annotation, cellular component: nucleus. The record is from RefSeq and is a predicted model, not a curated record. Gene Ontology annotation, molecular function: protein binding. The transcript has a single exon.
GACCCCUCCCCAAUCCUGCCGCAUCCACCGACACUUCGUCCAACCAUCCCGUUUUUGCGCGUCUAUCUCCCACCCCAACCCCCCUUCUUAUCCAAACAACGUCCAGUUGUAUGACCAAGGCGCUUACGGUCCAUACCAACAAUCCAACAUCUCCUGCCCAUAAAAGCCCCAGUUUCCAUCGAGGUAGCGUGCCACAGCCAGCUCUCUACACCCCCAUCGCUCCCAGCCCUUUUCAUCGGUGGAUUCCGUGCACAACCCCACCAGUAUGAGCCAUCACAGCACGCCCCAUUUGUACAACAAAAGAACGCCAGGCUCCAUGAACGACGCAGGCUCUGCAGGCAUGAUGAAAGGACCCGGUGGAAACGGUGCCGCCAGCGGAAACUCGGCUGCUGCCAAUGCCACCGCAGCAGCAGCAGCCGCCACGGCAGCCGCCAACAACCGCCCGAUCUUGGAUGCCUCCCACAGCGUGUCAGACACCCAGGCAGCCAACGCCAAACAGUUGUUAAAUGCGUACAUCUACGACUUUCUCAUAAAGAGCAGGUUGCCGCAAAGCGCCAAAAUCUUCGCCAACGAGGCCGACAUCCCGUCUGUACCGGCGUCCAAGUCCCAUCAGUCGUCCAACAAGAACUCGCCCCAGAUCAACUCAGGCAACCCCAACUCCUCCUCGUCCAACUCGCCCCAGAUGCCAAACAACCAGUUCAACAAGGACAACAACAUACCCCUUUGUAAUGUGGCGAUGGAUGCCCCUCAGGGUUUUUUGUUUGAAUGGUGGCAGGUGUUUUGGGACGUCUUCCAGGCGAAGAACGGAGCCAAUACCUUGAACAAGGGCGCCAGUCCUAACGUGGCCCUUCAAUACUACCAACUACAGUUGUUGAAGCAAAGACAGCAGCAGGAGAUGCAAGGGCUAAACGUACAGGCUGCCAUGAUGGGUGCUGCCGGCAUGCCAAACGGCGGCCCCAAUGCUGGCCCUGGAGGUGUUCCCGGAGCAGGAGCGGGCCAAUUCCAUCCUCAACAGAACCCACAUCCUCAAUUACUCCAGCAGCUUCAGAUGCAAUUGCAGAUGCCUCAGGCCCAACUUCUUGCACAGGGGCAACAGGGCCAAGCACAGCCUGGCCAGGUUCAAGGCGCCCAGGGCCUGCAGCCUCAGGGUCAACAACCCCAGAUUCCUCAAGGCCAAAUGCCCCAACAACCACAGCAGCCCCAACAGGGGCAGCAGCCACACAUGCCACCACAGGGUCAACCCGCAAUGGAUCCCCAACAGCAACAGCGAUUAAUGAUGCAAAUGAUGAUGAAGCAACAACAACAAGGUGCUUCCCAACAGCAUAUUCCCAUCAGUGGAAAUCCUUUGGACCCCCAACAACAGCAAUUAUUGGCUAACAUGGGUCCAAACAAUGGCUUGCACCUUCAACAACAAUUGUUCUUAUCGCAACAGCAUCAACAAUCACAGAAUAGAAUUCAACAGCACGCUCAGAAUCAAAUGAACAAUUUGCGUCAGCAAGCUGCUGUUGCUGCACAACAACAACAGCAGCAAGUGGCACAAGCGCAGAACCAGCCCCAACCACAUCUGCAUGAUGGAUCGAGCAAUAAUUCGCCUGCAAACGGCCAAAGAAUGGCCCAAAUGACUCCUCAGACUCAGCAGGCACCCGCUCCUCCUAUGAAUGGCAUGCAGCAGUUCCCUCAGCAGCAGGGUAUGAUGAGUGGUCCUGGCUCACAGGCUCCCACGCCUUUCGCACAGGGACAAGCUCCACCUCAUGUUGUUAGAAUGAACAGCGCGAGUGGAAAGGCAGGAAUGCCUAACCAAGGUAGCCCAGUGAUGGCUAAUGCCAAUAACAACGGGGUAAAUAAUAACCUCAUGAACAAAAAUGUUAACAACAAUAAUCCUAAUAAUGCUAAUGCCAACGUCAAUGGGGCAAAUAGAAAUAUGAACGCUCUUCAAGACUACCAAAUGCAAUUGAUGUUGUUAGAGAAGCAAAAUAAGAAGAGGCUUGACAUUGCAAGAAAUAAUGGAAACGUCGACCAAGGACAGGCCCUUUUGGGUGGAAAUAUUUUACCUGGUCAACAACAGCAACAAGGUAUUCCAGGUGGAGGUGCUCAACAACUUUCUCAAAAGGCAUCACCAGCCACAGCUACCAAUUCUCCAGUCAUAAAUAAUAAACCAUCGCCUUCGAGCGCAGGAGGAAAGAAAAAGAAAGAGGCACCUGCCAAGAGAGGAAGGAAGCCUAGCACUGGCGGGGCCAAUGUACAAUCUACACCAGUAAACAAUAAUGCUGCCAACACUCCUAGUUUACUAAAGAAGGAGUAUAAUGCCCCUCUCACUCCAGCUUCAGAGUCACAAAAUGAUCUCAAGAGGAAGAGAAAGAAUAAUGGUGCUCCAGAUUCACCCAAGAAGCAAGCAACUUCCAAGGGAGCUGUCAAGAAGGAAAAAUCCAUCAAAGAGGAAACUGGAGAUGAAUCCAAUCAAGCUAAGAAGAAAGAUGACGGAAACAUGUUACCUCCAGCAGUCACAUCCAACUUCCAAGAUCCAGUUGGUGCACCUGAUCAAAUAUUCCCAGUGGAGAUCCUCAGUGGUAAUGGAGCAGGUGAUAGUCAUAACUUUUUCGGUACUUCCACUCAGCCAAGCCAGGGCGCUUUAGAUGAUAUUGAUUUCGAUUUCAAUCAAUUCUUAGACGGCAAUGGUGACAGUGGAUUGAAUGAUGGAAUUGGAGGGUUCAAUUGGGGAAAUGUGGAUGCAAUUGAGAAUGGAGAUUAGUCCUGUUUCCAAUGUCUAGGUAAUUCUGACAAGCCUUUUCUUCAUUGACUUUUUGUUUUACACUUUAUUUCUAUCAU